AUGAGCAUCGGAAGCUCAGGCCCGCUACCCACCCAAUUGCACCCUGGCAGCAUCGCCGACUCUGAUGCGACCAGUCCCGUGAGUGGCCAGGAUCCAGGAUCCGUAGGUCCUCCGACAAACCCCUCAACUGGACAGCCGAUUCAAGACGAUCAGAAAGACAAAAACGACCCGACACCAGCAUGGGCAGAGCUCAAGACCAAAGCAGGCAAGGAGCGCAAGCGACUUCCCCUGGCUUGCAUCGCUUGCAGACGCAAAAAGAUCCGUUGUUCAGGCGAGAAGCCGGCUUGCAAGCAUUGUCUGCGGUCUCGCAUACCUUGCGUCUACAAGGUGACUACCAGGAAGGCUGCUCCAAGGACUGAUUACAUGGCCAUGCUGGAUAAGCGCUUGAAGAGAAUGGAAGAGCGUGUCAUAAAAAUAGUGCCUAAAGAGGACCAAGGUCGGAUAGGAACCAUCGGUAGAGCUGUCGUCAAGCCUGCUAUUCCAGGCUUGCCCUCAAAGAACGAGAAGAAGAGAGCUGCUGACACAGCUUUUGGCGACGACAUCAACGAUUGGUCAAAAUCAAAGUCUGGUAUUAGCGCAGAAGCUCGAUUGAAAAUAGGCCCUCAAGAGCAGGACGAACGUCGAUUACUCCAGGAAGGAGCCGACCAAUUGCCCUCUCACGAGUUGCAGAUCCAUCUGGCUGAAGUGUAUUUCGACUAUGUCUACGGUCAAAGCUAUCACCUACUGCACAAACCAAGCUUCAUGCGAAAACUUGAAGUUGGACAAGUACCGCCGGUGCUCAUUCUGGCUGUGUGCGCCAUCUCUGCUCGCUUCUCAUCACAUCCCGACGUCAAAACGGAACCUGCUUUCUUGCGAGGCGAGAGCUGGGCCAGCGCGGCGAGGGAGAUCGCCUUGAAGAGAUACGAUUCGCCAAACAUCACAAUCCUCAUAGUCUACCUCAUACUUGGUCUUCAUGAAUUUGGAACGUGCCAGGGUGGUCGAAGUUGGAUGCUUGGUGGUAUGGCGCAACGAAUGGCGUACGCCCUACAAUUGCACAAAGACCUGGACCACGAUACUUCAACUCGCGCUACAGAGAACAAUGCAGAACUCACGUUCACUGACAGGGAGAUCAGGAGGCGUACGAUGUGGGCCUGUUUCAUGAUGGACCGUUUCAACUCAUCUGGAACCGAACGACCACUGUUUGUCAACGACCAGUACAUCCAAGCUCAACUACCAGUUAAGGAACACUUUUUCCAAUUUGAGAUUCCUGGCACAACGGAAGUACUCGAGGGACCAGUUCCUGAAAAUAACGAGAAGCCCGGACCACAUGCGCUUUCAGCAACUGAGAACAUGGGCGUAGCUGCAUACAUGAUCCGAUUGGUAGCCAUUUGGGGUCGCGUGAUUCGCUAUAUGAAUCUAGGAGGAAGGGAAAGAGACAAGGAACCGAUGUGGUCUACCAAAUCAGAGUUCCAUGCCAUAAAGGAAGCUGUCCGUGAAUGGCAAACUGGACUUCCAUCUACGCUAACUUGGUCACAAGAGAAUCUCGAAACUCAUGCAAGCGAGAAAAUUGCCAACCAAUUCAUCUUCAUGCACUUGAUUUGCAACCAGAUCAUCUGCUUCACAAACCGCUUUGCGCUGCCGUCGCCAGGAUCAAAGUCAGCAAGCGUUAGGGAUACUCCACAGGCGUUCAUCACUGAAAGUGGGAGGGCCGCCCUGGAUGCGGCUAAUCAGAUAUCAGUCUUGAUCAACGAAGCUAUGGAUCAUAGAGUGGUUGCACCUUUUGCCGGAUAUUGUGCCUUUUUCUCGAGUACCGUCCAUAUCUAUGGCGUAUUCUCGAAGAAUCCAGCACUAGAAGCGUCUUCUAAACAAAACUUGGCGACGAACAUCAAGUACCUGACGCGGAUGAAGAAACAUUGGGGAAUGUUCCAUUUUGUCACGGAAAAUCUUAAAGACUUAUACCGCAGACAUGCAGACGCUGCUUUCCGAGGUGCACAAGCUGGUAAUAACCAGAAGCCGCUGGACACGAUCUUUCAAUAUGGCGAUUGGUUCGACCGAUAUCCUCAUGGUGUUAGCGGCACAGACUAUGAGGAACCCGUUACUGCAGAUGUUAAGAAAGAGCCAGGCUCCGACGCGGUCAUGGGCCAGAAGAAUGAUUUGCAAAGUGUCGAAGAGUUUUUCUCAAAGUUGAGUCCU
Molecule: messenger RNA, 2172 nt
Organism: Aureobasidium melanogenum CBS 110374
Lineage: Eukaryota; Fungi; Ascomycota; Dothideomycetes; Dothideales; Saccotheciaceae
Exons: 2
Biological process (GO): DNA-templated transcription; regulation of DNA-templated transcription
Cellular component (GO): nucleus
Molecular function (GO): DNA-binding transcription factor activity, RNA polymerase II-specific; zinc ion binding; DNA binding
Source: RefSeq, a predicted model, not a curated record